Cladocopium goreaui is the source of this 426-nucleotide messenger RNA. The record is from the annotation of a GenBank genome assembly. NCBI's taxonomy places the organism in Eukaryota, Dinophyceae, Suessiales, Symbiodiniaceae.
AUGGAUCGCAGUUUCGUGGCCGUGGCGGGUUUCAAGGCCCCUGAAGCUGCAACUUCGGUAGCUGAUCGCUACAAGGUCUCUGUCUCCGUCCCCGAAACUGCCACCCGAAGUGAAGGAGAUGGUCGUCUUCAGCUGGUGUCAAUGAGCGCCGUGGCGGCCUGCGGCCUGCGUGGCCUUGCGAAGAACCGCGCUUGGCGGCGGCGCUCGCAGCGCGAGCAGCGCUUGGCGAAGGUCACACGGAAACUCUUCGGCAACAUGGAACAGCUGAACCCGUUCUAUGAGUCGCCAGAGAAGCAAACUCAGAAGCGCUACGAGCCGCAGGUUCAGGCCAUCAAUGCGCUGGAGGAGACCAUGAAGGCGAAAUCCGACGACGACCUCCGUCCGAGAGCCGAGAAGUUCGGGGCGAUGUUGGGUGGUGGCCGCUGA